GAAGCAAUUGUUGAUACAGGAUCCGCCAUCUCAAUUAUUCAUUCAAAUUUUCUUAAAACCAUCCAUCAUCAAAAUUUUUUACAUCAACCUCAACUAUGUCAAACUGCAAAUUCAACACCUCUUAAUAUUAUUGGUCAAAUAAAAUUAGAAAUCAAAAUUAAAUCUAUUAAAACUUAUGUUACUGCUUAUGUGGCUACAAACUUAAUUACAUCAAUUCUUUUAGGUAAUGAUUGGAUAAAUCCGAACCAUAUUCACCUUUAUGGUGACCAGACAAAAUUAACCAUUCCUGAUCAACGUGGUCAAUUAAUUUCAAUUCCAUAUGUGGAACCUACAUCUAUUAAUUAUCCGGCAUUAUUAGUCCAUCAAGUUACUCUUCCUCCAUACUCACAAAAAUUAGUUGAUAUAACAUGUCAAAUUAACGUUGCAAAUAAUCUUAUAUUUGAACCUUAUGAACGUCAUACAUCAAAAUUUAUUCUCACACCACAUACAUUAUUGAAUAUUAAUAAAAAUCAAGCCAAAAUAUUAUUAAUAAAUGCACAAGAUCGAUAUCAAACAUUAUCAAAAAAUACACGAAUUGGAACCCUCUCCCGUCACUCAACUUGUCCUAUAUAUGCUACAACACUGCCUGACAACAAACAUAAUUUUCUUUUAAAUGAAAAUCAUAGAUCUUUAUCUUGGCAAUCUCAACAAUUAAAAUCCAGAGCUGUUCCAUACGGAAAGAACAACUCGAAUCAAACAAAAUCAAAUACUUAUUGCCACCAUUGUAAUGAAUAUUUUUUAUCUGGAAAUGAUUUACAAAAACACUUACGAGAAAAAUGUUAUUCGGAACAGAUUCGACAACAAAUAAUCGAAUCGACUAAACAUAUAGAAAAUCGAAAACAUCAAUUAGCAAUUCAAGAUAUAUUAUGGCGAAAUAAAAUAUUAUUUGAUCCUACACCAUCGAUUAUUAAUAUACCUCCACAAUCUGCAAUUAAAACCGGUGAACAUCCGCCGAUUUAUUCAAAACAAUACUCAGCUUCACAUAAAGAUCAAGAAAUUAAAUUUCAAGAAACACAAAAAUUAUUAGAACGUGGUCAAAUAGAAGAAUCAACAUCUCCGUGGUCAUCACCUAUUGUUCUCGUUAAGAAAAAAGAUAAAACAAUGCGAUUUUGUAUUGAUUAUCGUCGAUUAAAUGCUAUUACAAUUAAAGAUGCAUUUCCACUUCCUCGAAUAGACGAAAUAUUUGAUCAAUUAUCCGAUGCAACAUAUUAUACAAAAUUUGAUUUCAAAUCUGGUUAUUUCCAGGUUCCUCUAUCUAAAGAGGACCGUCCGAAAACUGCUUUUUCAACCAGAGACAAUCAUUAUCAAUUUACAGUACUUCCUCAAGGUAUUACAAAUGGACCAGCAACUUUUCAACGUAUAAUUAACCAUAUAUUAGGUCCUACACGAUGGAAAUAUGCAUUAGCAUAUAUUGAUGAUAUAAUUAUAUAUUCAAAAACAUUCGAAGAACAUUUAUCACAUCUCAAUGAAAUUUGUCAAAUAUUAAAAAAUGCUCGAUUUCGUCUUAAUCCAGAAAAAUGUGAAAUAGCUCGAACUCAAACAGAUUAUCUUGGUCACAAUAUUAAAAAUGGUGAAAUUCGUCCAAGUGCAAACAAUAUCAAUGGUUUAUUAAAUACACGAUUACCACAAACUGCAGAUGAAGCUUGCAAAUUCGUCAAAGCAGCUGAAUAUUAUAGAAAAUUCAUACCAAAUUUUUCUCAAAUCGCCGAACCACUCAGAAAAUUUGUUCCAACUACAAAAACUCAACGAAAAAAAGGACAAAAAACUAUUAUUACAUUAACAAAUGAAGAAAUUAAAGCCUUCGAACAACUCAAAAAUUUUCUUACAACUGAUCUGGUAUUACGACUUCCAAAUAAUAGAUUCCCUUUCAAACUUCAAACUGAUGCAUCGGAUGAGGGAAUCGGUGCGGUACUAUUACAAAUUUAUCCAGAUGGCGAUAGACCGAUUGCAUAUCUUUCAAAGAAAUUUACACAAGCACAACGCAAAUGGUCUCCUAUGGAACAAGAAUGUUAUGCAUUUAUAUGUGCAUUAGAUAAAUGGCAUAAUUAUUUAAGUGGAAUUACAUUUCUUUGGGAAACUGAUCAUAAAGCAUUAACACAAUUAAAUAAAAAAGCACAAAUUAAUAAACGAUGUGAAAGAUGGAGAUUAAAAAUUUUAGAAUAUGAUUUCAAAGUGAAAUACAUUCCUGGUUUAACAAAUUCAAUGCCUGAUUAUUUAUCAAGGUCUCCAGUGGACGAUGCUGAAGAAGAUCCUGAUGAAACUACACAUCUUAGUUCAAAAUCAACACAAACCGAUAUUUCAAAUGUUAAUAAUUAUUCAUCUAUUGUUGCAGCUGUUGAAACUCGUGCUAUGAAAUUACGAAACAAAACUUUAAAUGAUAUUUCGGAUACAACAAAAUUAACAUCAGAUUCUCUAAAUACUUCUAUUGAAGAGAAUCGAACACCUCCAUUUACAAUUGAUGAAUUAAUACAAGCUCAACAAAAUGAUGAAUAUGCAAAGAAAAUUAUUAACAACAUUAAGAAUUAUAAAAAUUAUAUUAUGAAAAAUAAUCUAUUAAUGCGUCGACAAAAAACUCCAGUUCCUUAUGUACCACAAGGUGAUUUUCGAAAAACAAUUUUACAAAUUUAUCAUGAUACUGCGGCAAAUGGUGCUCAUUUUGGAAGAGAUAAAACAGUACAUAAAAUUAAACAACGUUAUUUUUGGCCAUCAAUGUACAAAGAUAUUAAUAAUUAUAUUAAAUCAUGUAUUCCAUGUGCACAAUUUAAUCCUCGUCGACAAAAAAAUCCUGGUACUUUAAGACCUAUUAAACCUCCUGAUGGAGUAUGGCAAUUAGUAUCAAUGGAUUUUCAUGGACCUAUUACUCCAACAUCACAACGUGGAAAUAAAUAUAUCAUAUCUCUUACUGAUGUGUUAUCAAAAUUCGUCGUUACAAAAGCUGUACGUGAUAACACAGCUCAAACAGCUGUUAGAUUUCUUAAAGAAGAUAUUAUUUCAAAAUUCGGUACUCCACGAUGUAUUCUUACUGAUAAUGGAACUCAUUUUACAUCAACACUAAUGAAUGAAUUAAUUAAACAAAUUGGAACAACACAUUUAUAUUCAACACCAUAUCAUCCUCAAACAAAUGGCCAAGUUGAAAGAUAUAAUUCAACUAUGGAUGCAAAAAUUGCAGCUUUAUCAAAUUUACGUAAAACCGAUUGGGAUGAUCAAUUACCAUUCGUUACAUUCAAUUACAAUGCUUCAAUUCAUUCGUCAACAAAACAAAUACCAUUCGAAAUGAUGUACGGUCGCUCACCUGUUUUACCAUUCGAUCAUCAAGAUACAAAUGUUACAUUAUCACAUGAUUCUGAACACGUAAAAAAGCUUCAACAAUUUUUAUCAAAUUUAAAUGAACAAGCUAAACUCAAUAUUAUAAAAAAUCAACAACGAUAUAAACAACGAUACGAUGUAAAUCGUUCUAAUCCAUCAUACAAUAUUGGUGAUUUAGUUCUGGUGAAAACACUCAACAUCCGUUACAAAUUUGAUAUUCGUUAUGAAGGACCAUUCAGAAUCAUUCAAACCAUUACACCCAAAACAUUUAUCGUUCAACACGUCAAAAAACCAACAUUAUAUCGUCAAGUGACAACCGACGUGUUAUUACCAAUAUUCGAACGAAUCUAUUAA
Messenger RNA from Rotaria sp. Silwood1, 3699 nucleotides. The record is from the annotation of a GenBank genome assembly. NCBI's taxonomy places the organism in Eukaryota, Metazoa, Rotifera, Eurotatoria, Philodinida, Philodinidae.